UUAUUUGUCUGAGGAGUCUUAAGUGUUCUUGAAAACCACAGUCUUCAUUGUGUGAUUUAGGUGUCUUUCUAAACCAGAAACCAUUGGAGGAAAUAACAAUGGCGUAUUUGGCUGUUUCUUUUAAACUGCUCAUCAUUGGUGGUACCUUGGCAGUGGUGACUGACAGUGAAACUACACUUACUUAUCAAGUAAGUAACACAAGUAACAUAGAGCAAUCUACUUCAAUGCCAGUUCUUGAGAAUACAUUCAAUUCCACUGCAACUCAUGAGGAGAAUCUAUCUCCAACAAUGGAUGGUGAAACUGCCACCAGUUCCCAAUCACCUGAUAACUACAGUUCUGAAACCACAGAUACAUAUAGCAAUGUCAGUACUGGUCUAAGUGACAAUUCAAGUUUUAGCCAUAUUCAGAGAGAGUAUGGCAUUCCAGAUAAUACCUCCAGCUCCAACACCACGGAUGAAACUAUCUCCACUGAGCUACAAGUACUGACAAAUCAGACAUCAGACCCACAAGAAUCUUCAGCUGCCACUACCACUUCAGUGAGUUUUGCUGGGACUUCAAGUUCUAAAGUGAGCAGCACUCAGGAAUUUCUCACCGUUUCAACUCCUAACAGCUCACCAGUUCUUCAUCAUGUGGAAAAAUAUUCAGUGACUGCCAUAAUAAUUGCAGUGAUCGUCAUACUGAUACUGAUUAUUUCGUGUUGCCUGCUGAGUUUUUUCCUAUACAGAAGGAAACACAGAUACUCCUUUGAUCUCUCCCACAAAACUGCUGAAGACGCUAACAUCCCCUUGAGUAGUCCAAUUCUACCAGGAGGCUUCGAACUAACGCCAGACAAAGAAAACAAGAAAGAAGGUGGGAUGGUGAACGAAGACAAGACCAACCAUGAAAAAACAUCAUCACCCGCUCUCAAUGUCCCUGAGGAAAGUAAUGAGAAGCAGAACAACUGUGAGACUGAGAUAAACCACCCUCCAGAUAUCCCUGAGCAGGAAAAUACGGACACACUUGAUGACUGGAAUUUCAAGUCUGCCGCUUCUUCAUUCACUGACAUUAACCUGAUGGACUGCGCCACUGCUAAGUGACUUGAAUGCUUCUGUUCAGAAUUCUGCUCGGAUGGGAAGCCAGCUGAUUGAGACCUAAAGAAGACUGUCCUUAAGCCUCAUAAUGUUAUAUGAAGUUGGAUCUUGCUGGUUGGAUCAACAGGAAAAUGAUUUAAUCACAGUCGAGGCCAAUUCAUGUAGCCUUCUGAAAAGCUUGGAUUAGUUGUAUCUUUUUUCGUAGAUCUUGUCUGAAUAACUCAAGAUUGUUAUCUUAGACCUUGCAUUCAGUGAAAUUAAUCUUGAAUAACAGAGGCUUCUUUUCAAAUGAGAAAAAAUUGUUUAAGAUUGGAAUUACUUUUUUAAACUUUUACCAGAAAAUUAAAACCAUUAAUAUAUCACAACUUUGUAAAGAUUUCAGACAAGUUUAUCAUGCGACCGAGUACAGAAAGCCAACAACAGAUCAAUACGUCCUAAGUUUGGAUAAUUUUUGCAUUUUUUUUAUAUCCUGUCAUUCUCUAUCCUAUUAUUUGUGUAGUUAUCAUGGCAUCUGGGAUGUUGUUUCAGUUCAAAGAAACAUUCAUGCAUGCUUGUAGAAACCUGGCUUCAGCAAAAACUACUGAAAUAAAAGGGUAGCCUUUCUCUAAUUUUUUUUUGCUUAUGCUGAAGCUGGCAUUUAUGAAAUGCUUAUUACAGAGUGUACACUUUUUAUGAUUUGUACAUAAUUCCUUAUUCUUUCUAUUUGGAACAUUGUAAAACAUUUAUGUCAAAAGCAAAUUUACAAUAAACAUGUAAGUGACUA
Messenger RNA from Pristis pectinata (smalltooth sawfish), 1833 nucleotides. RefSeq lists its product as uncharacterized. Lineage: Eukaryota; Metazoa; Chordata; Chondrichthyes; Rhinopristiformes; Pristidae. The record is from RefSeq and is a predicted model, not a curated record. The transcript has 7 exons. The coding region runs from base 99 to 1076 and encodes 325 amino acids.